Messenger RNA from Fusarium venenatum, 4923 nucleotides. RefSeq lists its product as uncharacterized. Gene Ontology annotation, molecular function: GTPase activator activity. Gene Ontology annotation, biological process: positive regulation of GTPase activity; regulation of small GTPase mediated signal transduction; negative regulation of TOR signaling. NCBI's taxonomy places the organism in Eukaryota, Fungi, Ascomycota, Sordariomycetes, Hypocreales, Nectriaceae. The record is from RefSeq and is a predicted model, not a curated record. Gene Ontology annotation, cellular component: TSC1-TSC2 complex; cytoplasm; nucleus.
AUGUUCCGCCGUCUAGCCUCACUUAGUCACCAAGACCCCAACGAAACUUCACACGAGCACAUGUCACCGCAACAAGGAGAUGGUCCAUCAUCCCCAGAUACGUCCCGUCAGGGUGGCCUUGCCCAUGUUCUGCGGGGUCUAACAAGUUCCAAGCUCUCCAAGUCGUCGCCGUCUAUAGCAUCACCUUCAUCCACAACCACCUUGCCGAUUGCCGAGUUCGUUCAUGCUCAUCCUCCGGCCAUUUCUGCGAACCCACCCCACGGACUGUCUGUCAGUCAUAUGGAAUCCUUCGAACUGCUCAAGAACGGUUCUCCAAAUGAACGCAUCACUGCCGCCAAUUCACUGAAAUACGCAAUCGCUGAGUAUCCUCUAAAUCCUGUUCUGGAUAUUUGGUAUGCCGCAAAGGACCUGAUCGAUCCUGCAAAGCCCGCAGCAACACGUACUGCCGGUUGGGAGCUCUUGACCGAGUGCGUGAAACAUGAGGAUUCUUCAGAUCUCGAGCGCCAGGAGUACUUCACGACACUGUCAGCACCUGCAAAUUCCGAAGAUUUUCAUCUGCAAUUGGCUGCUCUUGUGGACCUCACUCGACGGGGUCGUGUUCUGACGGGCUUCGACUACGAACUCAUACCCUUGCUAACCAAGUGGCUUUGGGAAUCCUACAAUUCGGUACGCAUGGCCAGGAGGAAAGCGUCCAAGACUUCAAAAGGCCCCUCUCGAAAUCGCUCUGUGGCUCCAGGCGAAGAAAAGAAUCUUGCUCAGUUAUUCAGUUUUCUUGUCGACGUCAUCAAAUUCAGCUUCAACAAUGCAGACGCAUCUGCCGUAUCAGGAUUGAUUGAUCGGUUGCUAGCAAUCUGCAUGAGCACCAGCGUGGAAGAAGACCUCCGGUCAAGUAUUGCGGUUAUUGAUGCCACUGUGACGUUUGGUUCCAUCCCAGAAGACAAGCUGAGAGGUUGUGUGCAAGUGCUCGGGUCUAUAUAUUGCAUGGUGGGCAGCCUUCAAAAGGAUGCAUGGAACACACUUUCAAAUUUGUUCAAGAGUCACAACGGCCAGGCCACCGUUCGCAUUCUUUUGGAUAUCUUGCGAAAUAGUCCAGCAGAUGGGGCCAAGGAGAAAGACGUCAACAGGGAAAUACGCGGAGCUCUGGCUGUACUGCAGAAACUCCUUUCCAAAAGCCCCGAGAAUGGAUACCCAAGCAUCCCUUUCGCGUUGCUGGCCGAUGGGCUUGCCAUCAUUGCAAGAACUGGGUCUUCUAUCAAAACUCUGACUUCCAUCCUCCAACUCCUCAACUCUCUAUUUAACGACGGGGAAGGAAACAUACAUCGCUUGAUAAUCGACGAGGACUGGUCAGUAAUACUCGAGGCUGCCGCAACUUGCUCCAAGCGAGCCAUCCCUGGGCUCCAUGAGUCUGAUGGCCUUCGUAGCCCUGUCAGAGACGACAAACCUGAAGGGGCCCUGGACCGAGAACUCAGUAUUCUUAUCCAGCGACUCGACGUUCUUAUCAACCAGAAAUCCGAUGUAUUCGUACCGCGGGGGAUCGUAGUUUCUUUCCUGACCGAGGUCCACCAAUUCCUCCCCGACGAAACGGCCUCGUCAGUUCUCAACUACUUCCAACUGUUCAGAUGCUGCUCUCCCUCAGACCUUCAAUGGGAGGAGAAUCUGACUCUAGUUCUCAAGGGUUUCUUCGGCAAUAGAGACCGGUCAUCUCAGAUUCGACUUCGGGCAUUGGAAACAAUAAUGGACGCUUAUGAAGUCGUGGAUCUAGUGGGUGAUGAUCCUGACGAGAGCUUCAUUCCUCAGCUGGCAAAAAGCAUUCUUCAAGAUGUUGCCGAGGAAACUGAUGUUAUAGUUCUGGAAGGCAUCAUGUCGCUCAUGGUUUCGGUUGUGGUAUCCUGUGACAUGGAGCUAUUCGAUUAUAUUGUUGAUGCCUUAAGGGGCAUUGUGAUUGGUGACCGACUGAAGUCGCCAAUCUCAUCAUCGGCAUCUCCAAACCUGUUCGCUCAUGCCAUCUCCGAUGACAAUCUGCCACUGGAGCAAUCCCCUUCAAACGUGGUGGCGAAAGGCUAUGUCAAGAUGUUUGUCCAGACUAUGGAUUUCGACACCGAAAAGUCUCUAAGACUAUACCAUGCGUUAAUCAAUAUCGUGAAAUCAAGUCAUUGCGAGGUCGAUGCGCGGUUAACUGCCAUGAAGCUUCUGUUUAGGCUACGUGCUGACUGGGCCAAUCGCAUAUUCAUCACAAAAACCCUCGAGACCAAUUUUGUCGCUCCUACGUUGUGUCGAACCCCCGAGACUCGCGCGAAGAAACAGGCUGAAGAGGCCGCACAGUCCAUACGCUUGCUGCGGAACGAGCAUGGCGGGUCAUCCAGAUCCGCUCGCGGUGUCUCGUUCAGUCAAGGGCAACAUGAAAGGGGUGUGCCAAUGCGAUCUGCUAGUGUCGCUGCCGGGAGUGGCUUGGUGGGAAGUGCCGGCAGUGCGGCUCGAUAUCACCAGCUGUGGAGUCUCCCAGACCCCGAAGCUCUGCCUGAAUCUGUCACAGGUGUCUUCAGCCCUGUUCUGGUCUCCCACCAACCCAAUGUGGAAGCUGAGCCAGAAGAGCAUGACCCUGAAGAACCAGAACUACAGGAAGAGAUCGAAAAGCAAAUAGGUGGCGCUGGGACUGCCGCUCUUGAUAUCGCAAACUGGCUGGAGGCCGUUCUGGUCCUCUUACAUGGCAGUGACUGGGAGGUUUACAGUUUUGCUCUUGUGCACCUUCCUUCACAGCUGAGCAACCAUGCCAUUUUUAGAGACGCGAUUCCGCAGAUACAAGAGCUUCGAAGACUUAUCUGUGAGCAAAUAAGAACGAACACUUUCCAAGAACCUCCCAACUCGUCAGGCUUGCGGCGGGCUGAUGUGGCAAUUUGCCUUUUCCAUAGUCUGACCAUGAUCCUAAGUUAUCAUGAUCACUUUCAAAAGGGAGAAGAGGACGAGAUAGUCAAGGCCUUUGUGCACGGUAUUGCCACUUGGGAACGAAGUGCAAAGUGCUGCAUUCACGCGCUGUCUAUAUGCUGCCAUGAACUGCCGCUCUCAACGAGCAAAUCGCUGGUUCAGCUGCUGACCAAGAUGUCUACUAUCAUCACACAACCCCAUGUUUCGAUCCACAUUCUUGAGUUUCUGGCCUGCCUCAGUCGUUUACACCACGUGUAUGUCAAUUUCAGAGAAGAGGAGUACAAGAUUGUGUUUGGUAUUUGCAUUCGAUAUCUACAGUCAGUGCGGGACAGGAAAGGUUCCAACAGGAACAGCCAUGCCAGCGAACCAUCAACGCCGGCUGCUUCAACUACGAGCAUCCCGGACGCCGUGCAUCCAAGUGCAACUGAUGAUCUACCUCAAUAUGUGUAUGCGUUGGCGUACCAUGUUAUUCUCUUCUGGUUCCUAGCACUAAAACUGCCUGAUCGUGCCAACCUCGUUGGUUGGCUUGUCAGGAACAUAUAUAAUGAGGUGGAGGAUGGCAACACCGAUAACGAACAAGCAUUAACUUCAAUCGACUUCAUGCAAAGAUAUACGUAUGCUGAUGUGGAAGAGUCUUCUCAAGACCCCCUCUUUACUUCUGAACGGUUUGGCGAGAUCGUUAAGAAAAGAUGGUUAGUCGGAUAUAGUAUCGUUACGGUCAGACAGGCAACAACCACAGGGUGGGCUCAGAUUGUCAAGAGGCAACCUUCAGGUACCUCGGCAUUCACAAUCCGAGAGACUUUUGAUCCACCACCACCUCAUCAAACUCCAAACUAUGUCGACAUCAGCAGAGAGGGACAGGUCUCGACUAACACUAUUUUGCCCAGCCACAUCAUGGUACAGCUCAUGUCAUCUAUCCCGCAGGGCCAUGAUCUAGCACGACCAAUCCCGCUACCUGAAGAUGACGCAGUCGAGAGAGCUAUUCGGGUUUUUGAUCGAAGCUCAACUGUUGACGGCCACAAAGUUGGCGUCAUCUAUAUUGGCGAAGGGCAGACUGACGAAGUUGAGAUCCUUGGCAACGUCUCGGGCAGCAGUGAUUACAUGGAGUUUUUGAACAAUCUUGGCACGCUGACCAAGCUUAAAGGAGCCACCUUCAAUACUCACGGAUUGGACCGUGAAUUUGACACAGAUGGCCAGUAUACUUUCUGCUGGCGUGAUCGUGUCACAGAGAUCGUUUUUCAUGUGACGACACAGAUGCCCACAAACUUGGAUCACGACCCGAGGUGCACCAUGAAGAAGCGCCACAUUGGCAAUGACUUUGUCAACAUCGUCUUCAACGACUCAGGUCUACCAUUCAAAUUCGAUACAUUCCCGGGGGAUUUCAACUUUGUUCAUAUUGUCAUCACACCAGCAUCUAGGGCCUCUUUCAUUGCUGCUAGAGACACUUCGAAACACAGCCAACCCUUCUAUCGCGUACAGGUUCUAAGCAAACCCGGGUUUCCUGAGAUAUCACCGGCCUCGGAAAUGAAGAUUGUGUCACUCAAGGCUCUGCCAGGUCUGAUCCGUCUGUUGGCUCUCAACGCUUCUGUGUUUUCUCAUGUCUGGGCCAAUCGCGAAGGUGGUGAGCAUGUCAGCUCUUGGAGGAGCCGUCUACGCGCCAUCAAGAGGCUACGGGAGAAAUAUACGCCGUCCAAAUCUGGGCAACUGACACCCUCGGCCUCGCAAAGCUCGUCUCUUGGAGGUGCGACUCCGGUUCACCAACAGCAGCAACUUUUACCGUCAGUCGAUGCGUCUUUGUCGCGACCGGCAAGCACCGUUCGUGAUAGCUUCACCAGCCUCCGUCGCACAAGUGUGGCCACCUUCUUCACAAGUACAAGUGAGCAGACCUCACAUCGGUCCUCAAUGUUAUCGUCGUCCACCACGACCAACGAUAGCGAGGCUGGGACAGUACAUGGGCAGGAUUCAAACACAGACACUGUUGACUUCUCCAAAUGGGCUUAA